UCGACCCAACUGAAGUUGCAAACAUCCAUCGUGUGAAUUCACAGCCUCAACAAUUAGAUGAUUUCAUUGUCGAUGAUGACAACGAGGGUCUAAAUACCGAAGAAGACAACUCCUUAGAAUUAGAGAGUGACAGUGAUGAUAAUGCUGUAUAUGUAACUGAUGAUGAGGAUGAUGAAUUGUAAUUGACAUAGUGUUUUAAAUAAAAUAAAAAUUACAACCCUUCUUCUUUAAUAUGUUUGCAAUAUGUUAGUUUAUUUUAAAUAAACAAUAUGUGUUGUAUAUGUAGUAUGUCUACACCAGGUGGCAGCAGUUCGAAAAAGAAAGGCGUCAGAGGUAAAUACAAGGGCAAGAAUGUUGAGGAGGAGCUCUCCAAAACACAAUCUGCCAAGUUACCGAUUGAGGUGCACGCAGAGACUGGCACCCCCGUAGGCAAGAACGGAAAAAAAUUCAACAAUAUGGCCAAAUGGAUGACUCGGAUGUCUAUCCCCAUUAAUAAAUUCAAAUGGGAAGAUGUCAGUAGAGCUGACAUCAACGCACUGUGGGAUAGACUUGAGACCAAGUUUAUCCUCCCACGAGAUAACCCUACAUUCGUAGACUACGGUGAGUACGAGAUGUCAAAGGGUUUACGUAUUUGGAGGGCAGGCUGCAAGAAGAAGUGGAUACAAAACAUUGAGGAGCUUGGACGGAGAGGGCCGACAUGUCACCUCACGAGGGAGUAA
Cannabis sativa is the source of this 719-nucleotide messenger RNA. RefSeq lists its product as uncharacterized. The coding region runs from base 270 to 719 and encodes 149 amino acids. The transcript has 2 exons. The record is from RefSeq and is a predicted model, not a curated record. NCBI's taxonomy places the organism in Eukaryota, Viridiplantae, Streptophyta, Magnoliopsida, Rosales, Cannabaceae.